Mobula hypostoma (lesser devil ray) is the source of this 1535-nucleotide messenger RNA. Its product is annotated as neuroendocrine protein 7B2-like. The coding region runs from base 154 to 786 and encodes 210 amino acids. Gene Ontology annotation, cellular component: secretory granule. The transcript has 6 exons. NCBI's taxonomy places the organism in Eukaryota, Metazoa, Chordata, Chondrichthyes, Myliobatiformes, Myliobatidae. Gene Ontology annotation, biological process: neuropeptide signaling pathway; regulation of hormone secretion. Gene Ontology annotation, molecular function: enzyme regulator activity. The record is from RefSeq and is a predicted model, not a curated record.
CCUGUUGCCAAGGCAACAGCAAUUAAGUUAUUCACGGCAGAUAAAAGGAGAGAGCACAAACAGCGAAAAUAAUACCACCAUCUGUCUCUGUAAGGACACAUUUGCCAGACUCUCAGCGACUCAAAGGGUGUCACGUCUUUGUUAUCAGCUGCCAUGUUCAAGACGGUUUUGCUGACCCUGGUUGGAUUGGCUGUGGCUUCGGGUCACAGCUCCCAGGAUGCGGACAAGGUCACUGAUGCAGACAUCCAGCGGUUGCUGCACGGAGUCAUGGAGCAGUUAGGCAUUGCUCGGCCUCGAGUCGAGUAUCCGGCUCACCAAGCUACAAACCUGGUGGGGCCACAGAGUAUUGAAGGUGGCGCUCAUGAAGGGUUGCAGCACCUGGGCCCCUAUAGCAACAUUCCCAACAUUGUGGCUGAGCUCACAGGAGAUAAUAUUCCAAAGAAUUUCAAUCAAGAUCAAGGCUACCCAGAUCCACCCAACCCCUGUCCACUGGGGCGAAAAGCUUCUGACGGAUGCUUGGAACACAUUCCUGACACAGCCAAAUUCAGCAGUGAAUACCAGAGCAAUCAAAACCUAUUUAAUUCAGAGCAUAAAUAUCCGGCAGGAGGGAAAUGGAACAAGAACAUGAUGUAUGGAAAUAUGAAAAGUGCAGCAAGGAGGAGAAAAAGGAGCUUGAAUCCAUACCUGCAAGGGAAGAGACUCGACAACGUCGUUGCCAAGAAGUCAGCUCCUCAUUUCUCUGAAGAGGACAAAAGUGCCAAUGAGUUUAUCAUUAACCAAAUUUAAAGUAUCUCGACUUACUGUGUCAGAUAUGGAUCAAUCAUCACAUCUCAAUUCAAAGCUUUAGUACUCACUGUUGAUACUUAGAUAGCAAAUAGAAAAUCUGGCUGUUGCAUGUUUCUGGCAGUGGUGGCAGCUUAAGUUUAAGAAAUAGUGUAAGAGUGCCUUGAUGGUUGCACAAAGGUUAAUCACUACAAUUGUAAUACAAGUCUAAUUUAAAAUUAAAAUUAAUGCACCCAGAACUUAAUGAAGCAUUAAAUGAUUUUAAGCAUAAUUUCAGCAGUCAUCCCAAUAUUUGAAAUUGUAUUGCCAGGAUUUGCAGAUUCAAAUUCUAAUAAGAGCCUUGGGUUAACUGAGACAAUCUCCAGUCCAGACCCUUGCGAAUACUAACACUUUCCCAUCUUAAUAAGUGCAUCCAACUUUCAUUUUAAUAACAAAAAAACAAUGAAUAUAUAUUAAUAACAAUCAAGAAUUUAACUGUGUACCAUAUUAGUAUUUAAAAUGGUUACUUCUUUGAGACAAAAUACUUCUGGUAAAAACAAUUUGUAGAUAGAUACUUGACACCCAUAUUGAUAAACCAUGAAAUACAGAAUACAAUUUCUCUGACCAUUAUUUAUGCAGCUUAAUUGUAAGAUGGAACAAAAAAGAAAUGGAAAAACACUGCUUCACAGUUCAGCAACUCAGUGAUUAGAAUGCCUAACAAAUAUUCUAAUAACACCUCAAAUAGACUAAAGCUAAUUAUUACUAAAAGUAGU